Molecule: messenger RNA, 1074 nt
Organism: Rhodotorula graminis WP1
Lineage: Eukaryota; Fungi; Basidiomycota; Microbotryomycetes; Sporidiobolales; Sporidiobolaceae
Exons: 4
Coding region: 1-1074 (357 amino acids)
Biological process (GO): regulation of DNA-templated transcription
Molecular function (GO): DNA-binding transcription factor activity, RNA polymerase II-specific; zinc ion binding
Source: RefSeq, a predicted model, not a curated record
AUGCCCAAGGUGCAAGGCGUCCUGCGCAAGUCGGGUGCGCGCGACAACCGCAACGUGCGGCACCAGUCGUGCGAGGGGUGUCGCAGGCGCAAGAUGAAGUGCUCGAGGACCAUGCCCUGCAUCGCGUGCGAGGUUCGCGGUCAAAACUGUGUCUGGCUCGACAGCAAGCCGACGCACGGCCUGUUGCAGCCCUCGCUCCACGAGACGCAGGCCGAGAUCGUGCGCCUCGAAAAGGUCAUCAAGCAGCUGCAGGCCCUCGUCGCCGAGAAGGACGGCUGCCCGCUCCCUCUUCCCGACGACCUCGUCCCGCCGACGCCGCCCCACGCCCUCGACGCCCUGCCGCAAGGAUCGCCGCCGUCCGACCCGCAGCAGGACUUUGACCUCGCGGCGGCCGUCGCCCACUUUGGCGGCGCGUCGUCGCUGACGAGCGCGCCCUCGUGGGUCCCGUCGAGCUGGACUCGCGUCGACGACGGCUCGGCGCCGUCGCCGUCGUUGCCGCUCGAGGCCCUGCCCUGGGCGCGCACCCACGUGGACGAGCCUCGCCAGCUGUACGACUCGACCGUGUCGUACGCGACCUUGCUCGCGAACCCGGUCCCGGCGCUGCACGGCCCUCUUCCGGGCGCCGCCGCGGCCGCCGCCUCUGCCACCACGGUGAUCGGUGCCGGCUCGUCGCCGACCAUCACCUCGCCGUCGUCAUGGGCGAUGGCGCACGAGCGCGCGACGACCUGGCCGUCGCCGUCGUCGUCAAGGCGAGGCGACUUUGUCGUCGACUCGGCGUUCGCGCCUCGUUCCUCGUCGUCGUCCUUCUCGCCGCACCCUGCCCUGUCGUCGGCCACCCUGUCCUACUCGCACCUCGCACCUCUUCCGCUCUCGCCUGCGCCGGUCUCGCCUCCGCAUCGCCUGCCCGGCCGCGAGACGAUCUCGGCCAUGGUCCACGGCGUCCGGGUGCAGGCGCCGCCCGCAGCGGCAGACGCGCUCGGCCUCUCGAUCGAGAGCACGCAGGGUGCGGGUGGCUCGAUGCGCAAGAUGGAUGCGCUUGCGUGGUCGCUCGUCAUGGGCAGCCUCGCGCAGUAG